CCUGCAGUGGUAGGUCUGGGCAUUUUGCACCUUCUAAAUAGCCUGCUGGCGUGCGCGCGGUUACGUCAUCUCUCAGGAACGCUGGCAGAGGGAACCGGCUGACUGUCCCGGAUGCCCACCGUCUCUAUCAACGAGCACCACAUUCGCCUUUCCAAGCUCCGUCCGUUUCAAAACUCAAGCUCCAGAGAACCUUCCCCGGUUCCCUGCAGCCUGUGUUAAGACAUCUGCAAUGUGCUGCGGUUGCUUCUGUGCAUUUAGCAAGUAGUAUCGGACAUAGUAGGUGCUCAAUAAAUGAUCAGGUAACCUCAAGUAAUUUUUCACUCAUUCAUUCAACACUUAAAACGCUUGUCUAUUUCUGAGGAGCCUUCUCUACUCUUUGCCGGGCUCUGUGCUAAGAGCUUUUGAUGCAUUACUGCUUGUAAUCCCCGCAACAACUCUGUGAGGAGAUUCUUGUAUUGUCCUUGUAUUAAAGGGAAGGAAACCGAGGCACAAGUCCUACAGCUACAGGAAGCCUAACCAGAGGCCUCUGCACAAGCCUCAGCUGACUCUGGGAAGCACCUGGCUCCUGGCCAAAAUGAAUUACCCAAGAACUUAGGUUGGCUUUUCCUGAACUACAGAGAGGCUGGGGGCGGGGCCGACAGGAAAUUUAAACCGAAGCCGCGACCGAGGGCGCCUAGAGACUGAUAAUGUACCCGUGGAGUUGCCAUCGGCCCUCGGACGUCUGAAAUCGCUCAUGGAGCCCGCGAAUAUAACGCGGAGGCCUUGAGGAAGGAGUACGGAGGCCGAGAAGGAGCCAAGAAUUUGAGGGAGCCAGGAAAGGGCGACGGCAAAUUCUCUGAGCUGCAGAGUUCUAUGGCUGAGAGUAGGCUCCGGGCUCCGGACCUAGGGACUCAGCUGGGAGUUUCCAGUUGUCUGGAAAAAUGCCGGAAGAACUCACCAAAUGCUGGGAGGCAGCCCUUCUCUGGAAAGUCCUUUUAUCUGGAUCUGCCUGCUGGCAAAAGUCUCCAGUUUUUGACGGGGGCCAUCCAGCAGCUGGGUGGGGUAAUUGAGGGUUUUCUGAGCAAAGAAGUAAGUUACAUCGUGUCCAGCCGCAGGGAGGCGAAGACAGAGAGCAGUAGGACAAGCCCCAGAGGCUGCCCCAGCCCCAGCGAGGUCAGAGGACAGACACCAUCCAUGGCCCAUCCAAAGGGUGGCCACACCAGGCCUUCACAGAAGCCUGCAGACUCGGUGCCUCUGAGCAGAGGGAAGGAGCUGCUGCAGAAGGCCAUCAGAAACCAGGAGAGUAGCAGCGGAGGAGGCGGUGGGAGCAGCAGCAGUCUCCUGACCAAUGCCCGCUCCUGGGGAGUGAGGAUCCUGCACGUGGACGAAAUGCUGAUGCACGUGCAGCAGCUGUCUCUUGAUGCUCUGUGUGUGAAGAAACAAGGGCCGAAGAAGAAGCCAGAGGGAGCGUGUCCAGCAGAGUCAAGAACGUGGAAAGUGGCCAAGCUGAAGGCACCGUUCCUCAAAAUCGAAGAUGAGAGCAGGAAGUUUCGUCCCUUCCACCAUCAAUUUAAGUCCUUUCCUGAAGUUUCUUUUCUGGGACCCAAAGAUGCAAGUCCCUUUGAGGCCGCGACGACCCCGGGCAGCUCGCAUCGCACCAGAGAAGCCAAGGACCGAGAGCAGAGCCCGCAGUCAGCCGCCCGCACCCUGCCCAGGAGGAGGAAGGGCUUCUGUGAGUGCUGCCAGGAGGCCUUCGAGGAGCUCCACACGCAUCUCCAGAGCCCCCAGCACCAGGGCUUCGCCCUAGAAGCCCACCCGUACGCAGAAGUCGAUCGGGUCAUCGCCCAGCUGUGCCGCAGCUCUGCCGAUGCCCCACCCUGGGCCGGCCUCCCCAGGCAGCCGGACUCCCCAACUUCAGAUGGUGAUCCUCUGCGGCUCGAGACUCUGCCUCCCAGCCAUCCCUCCCAUCCCCAGGCAACGUCUCCCAGGAGGAGAGAGGAAGACGAGCACCUGGGUGCCCUAGAGCCAGAUGGAACAGCAGGCAGCAUGAAGCCCCCUACUGAACCCCCUGCUGAAGCUGCGGGGUCUGGCAAGAUGCCAGGACCAGUAGCCAGCUGCCAGGAGCUGGGGGGACCGAUGGAUGUCAUUGCAGACCCCCCAGGGACACCAGGGUCCACGAGCCCUGGACACCAGUGCCACCUGACAAGCUCUGGUUCUGCGGAAUUCUCUAGCCCGGACAUGGCCCCUGGUGGCCACAAGCGGAAGGUUCAGUUCCCCAGUGGCAAUCCCGAAAAGAGGUCAGGGGUGUCCCAGCCACAGGCCUCCUUCUUCGUCCUGAGAGCCAGCAGCCCUGGUGGCACCAGGACAAGCAGCAGCAGGCCUCUCUCCUCCCUUCCCCUUCCAGGCCGCGAGCACAGGCCUUUGGCCUCCCUCCUCCCCUUAUGCCACCCACAGACCUGCCUCUCCCUCCCAGAGCCCUUCCCCUGGCAGCCCACAGAGAGGCCAGCAGAGUGCUGGGCCGCACAGCCCCCUUGGCCUGGGGGAGAAUGGCCCCCGGGGAUCUGAGGAGUCAGAGUGUGCACCCCCAGCCCUGUCUGUGGCUGGCUAGCCUGCACCCUGCUGCCCUGUGGCUCCAGGCCAGCUGUCCGCGCGGCUGACAUGCAGGCCCCAGGAGGACCUGUAAGAGCCAGUCUGCCUCUGUACCCCCCACCACUACCAGGCCUCGGAGGAGCCAGCUGUGCCCGGUGGCUCCGUCCCCCACCUCCCUGUCUCCCAGCACCGGCAGAGGACCGCUCCCCGAGUUCUCUGGGGCAGCAGCAGCCCCUGGACCCAGGGUCAGAGCCACACAGAGCGCCUCAGGGCCUCACCGCAAGAGCCAGAAGAGCCCCAUGGCCUGGCCUUUGAUGUCCAAGUGAGCAGCUGCAGUCAUGGCCAAGCUCUGUGGGUCACGGCCAAGCUCUGUGGGGUCAACAGAGCCAGUCCACCACUCGCCAGGUCUGUGGGUGGGGAGGACCAAGGGAGUCUGGGCGGGGGGCCACCCUCUGCCCCUCCCUCCAGCCGUGUCCCAAUGACUGCAGUCAUCCGAGCCUGCCGCCCACUCCAGGAGGCAGAGGCAGGGGUGGCGUAAGGAGGGAACACAAAGAGGCUGGAGCAGCAGGAGCCCUGGCCUGGCUUCCUGUCCCUCUGCAGGCACUUGCCUCAUGCAGCAAGUUUUGGUGUUCCCCACCCCCACCCCAGCUUCCCUUCCCAGGAGCAUGUGGCUCUCCUGCUUUCCGAAAUGCCUGUUUGUCCCCUCCCCCAGCCCCCCACGCGCGUGCACACAGAUCCUCAGGAACAUACGAAGCAGAGGAGGGGCGGCUGCAGCACCUCCAGAGCUCCCUCGCCCCUGCAUUUGGGGGGAGCCCAGCACUGAAUGGACCUUCACCCUGAGCCCCGGGGACGGCCAGACCCCACACACACAUCCAGGGACCCUUCUGCUUUUCCAUGGCUGCCCCCCCAUCCCAUUUCUGCUAUGCCAGGGUCAGCAGUUCACCUGCCAACUUCUGCAUCACCCUUUCCCUCCCUCCCCAAGGACCUCCCCCCAUUUCUUCCAGCCAAGCCAUUAAUCUGGAGACAGAGAUGGGUUUGCUAUCGAUUCUCUGGCCACUUUUUUUUUAUUAUUCCAUUCCGUGCUGUGGUUCUUCUCACCCUUCUCUGCCUCUGUGCGUUUGUUUCUUUAAAUGUUGGAGCUACCAGAAGCCUGGUGCUAUGCUGUGUCUCAUUUUGGAGAAGGAAGGGGGGCCUAGCUGCGGGUGAGGACCUGAGUUGUUACUUUGGAAAUAGAGCAACUGUGUGUACAACCACCCUCCUAGAGGUCAUGUUUGGCCUUUUUAUGCCAUUCCUGUUAAAUUCCAUAAUUAAUCUUGGUUCAGGAACUGUAAAUAAAUUUGUUAAUAACAAAUAGCAAAGGGACAGGGCUGGAGUGCAGUGUGUUGGGCCCCAAAGUGCCCUGCAGUGAUCCCGAGCAGGGCCGCGGGCCCGGUAGACAUGGAUGGAGUAAGUGACCGGCAGGAUGGGAGCCCCCCACGAGUGGAACAGUGUGUCAGCCGCCACCCUCCCCCGCCCAGUGCCAGAGGGCUGUGGGGUGGAGGGGCUACAUCUGUCCCGUCUCUGGUCACUGACUUGGUUCGACCUGCCAGGCGGUCACCUCCAGAGGGCAUGGCCACAGCCCACUGCCAAGGAAACUCCUUUGCCCUAAUGAGCUUUGCUGCUGGGGCCCUCUCUCUUGUCCCCCGUUGCUUCUUCCACAACACUGCCACUCUGGAUGAGAAGUUUCCUCCCACCCCUUUCUCAGACCUCUGGGAUGUCCUCCUAUGCUGCUCAAAGACCAGCACACCCAGGGCCAUCACCCUCCUCGCCAUCUACCUAGGACCUCACAGCCAGCUGGCCUUGCCCUCCCUUCUCAACGGUUGUGACCUUGGAUAUCCCCUCUCAGCCAGGCCAAGGCCCAGGGCUGUCUCUCCUUGUUCAUGUCUCCGUUCCAGCCUCCAGGAUAUAAAUUUAGAGGGGACUCUAGGAGACCUGAGCUCAGACAGAGAGGUGCUGGCCCAUAUAUUAAACCAUAAGUGACUCCUUGACAUGGGGACUAUUCGAACCCCCUUCCACUCCUCUGCAGAUGACCUUGACUCAGACCACACAGGCACUGCCUCCCCCUGCUCUCUAGCCCCUUCCCCCAUCUGACUCGGAGAAGGAGCCAUGUGUCCUCCCUGUCACCAUCCCUGCUUUCCAGUCCACCCUGGUGAGCCUUGUCAAAUUCCUUCUCAGAUUUGUCAAAUUCUCUUCCCUGUGCCCUAAUACUCCAACCUGGAAAAUACUCGCAUUGAUUCAGCAGGCUGCCCCCUGUUCCCCAGCUACUUCCUGCGGUCUGCAGCCACUGCCUCCAUGUCUGCGCCUGCUCGCCCUUCCAAAGCCACGGAGGCUCUGCCUGAAGCGCUCCACUGGGCUUGCCCCUCCCAAGGUCAUGGAUAACCUGAGAAUUAUCAAAGUUGGCCGCCUCCUCUCCUUUUCCACCUUGAAAUCUGGCUCCCUGCUCCAUGUCCCCCACCACCACCAGCCCGGUCCUUCCCUCCCCCAGCCUCGGGCCUCUGUACCAGCCUCAUUGAGCACAGGCCUAGAUGUCUACCCUGAGUCAGCUCCUGGAGCCCUAACCCGCCCUUCCGCACCCCUGCUUCCCCAACCUGGGACCUUUGUCCUCAGCUCCAUGCAUGCGCUGCUCUUUCCUUUUGCAGAUGGGACCAGAAUUGGUACCUCUACCCUUGGCUUCCUUCUGAAUUCUACUCCUCCCCUGCACUGUGGGAAAAGGCAGGGGAUCUCAUCACACCCCCGCUCACACUGACUUCUGGCAAGUCCCUCGACUACACUGGGCCUCAGUUUCUUCAUGUUUCAGUGAGGGGCUUGGAUGAGAUGACUUCAAAGGUCCUUCUUCCCAAUAAUAAAAUACCUGAUGGCCAACGGGUCCCUCGUAUCCCUCUACUGCCACUACUACAGACCUACUUACCUAGAAACCCAUCCUUCCAGCCAGGACCGCCUCCCCGUCCCACUGCGUCCCCCUGUGUCCCCCUGUGUCCCACGCCUCUCCUGGCAUUUUCUCCCUCUGUCCCUCAGCCUCUCGCAUCAGACUCAGGUCCUUCUGGCCCCUCCCCCUGCUGCCCGGCCUCUCCUUACAGCCUCCCAGCCUCCUCCCUGCUCUCUGCCACCUCCUGGUCCCUUGUCUGGCCACCGCGAGCACUCCAGUGCUAAGGCCACUCUCGGUCACCAACCUGGAACGCCCCUCGAUGACAGCAGGAACGCCUUGCUCUUCGAGAUGCAGGUUCCAGAUUCCCCAAGAACCCCAUAGUAUGUGCCUGUAGGCUCCACGGGCCCACGCUCCCAUCUGGGGCCUGCCCAUAACUGACCUUUGGCAAGGAUCUUGGGACACUUUUCUUAGUCUGAAAAAUGGAGGUAAUGGUAGUUUCUGCCUCACUGGGAAGUUGCAAGAUUUAGAUCUGUUUGUGAGGUUAUAAACACAGUAACACACAUUAUAAACACUCAGCAAACUGUUCGUCUGUCGCCC
Messenger RNA from Mustela erminea (ermine), 6070 nucleotides. It is a transcript of the gene DBF4B, whose product is annotated as DBF4 zinc finger B. Gene Ontology annotation, biological process: regulation of cell cycle phase transition; positive regulation of nuclear cell cycle DNA replication. The transcript has 15 exons. Gene Ontology annotation, cellular component: Dbf4-dependent protein kinase complex; nucleus. The record is from RefSeq and is a predicted model, not a curated record. NCBI's taxonomy places the organism in Eukaryota, Metazoa, Chordata, Mammalia, Carnivora, Mustelidae. Bases 853 to 2544 code for a protein of 563 amino acids. Gene Ontology annotation, molecular function: nucleic acid binding; protein serine/threonine kinase activator activity; zinc ion binding.